This is a messenger RNA of Topomyia yanbarensis, 1280 nucleotides long. RefSeq lists its product as uncharacterized. Gene Ontology annotation, cellular component: plasma membrane. Gene Ontology annotation, biological process: sensory perception of smell; detection of chemical stimulus involved in sensory perception of smell. Gene Ontology annotation, molecular function: olfactory receptor activity; odorant binding. The transcript has 2 exons. NCBI's taxonomy places the organism in Eukaryota, Metazoa, Arthropoda, Insecta, Diptera, Culicidae. The coding region runs from base 24 to 1280 and encodes 418 amino acids. The record is from RefSeq and is a predicted model, not a curated record.
UUGGGUUUCCUCGACACGAAACCAUGAUUUCACUAAGAAAACUAUACCGGAAUUUCCUUCAUUUUGAUAUGAAUUCGGACCAGUGCAAGUAUUUGGCAAAGCUUCACAAGCUGGUUGGGUGCAACCUGACGAGCCCACUUGCCAUUCGAAUAUGGAGAGUUUCGUUUGUGCUGUCGAUCUGCCAUGCGUUAUGUUUCUGUUAUAGGCUUUAUAUGGUGAUCGAAAAAGAUUUCGGGUUUCCCUAUAUCGUAUGUGCGUUCAAUGUCAUCGGCGGAUACGUCUCCGGAGCAGUUCGAAUGUCCGGGUUCAUUAAUUCCUACAAUGAUUUCCGCAAAUUUCGACAAUUCAUGGUCAACAGUUCGAUAUUUCAAAGAGAUAGCUGCGAAGCGCAACGCAUUCGCAGAGAGAAUUACCAGAAUAACCAAAAGUUUUCCGUAUUUAUGUUCAUUGCGGGAUUUUCGGCCAUCUUCAUUUGGAAUAUGACAGACUAUCGAGCGACCGAUCAGUACCGAAUUCCUUUCGAACUAGCUUACUUGGAUCCACCGGUUAAGGCAACUGUCGAGACAGUUUUCGGAUUGUAUCUACUACAACUUGCAGCUUACUUUUGGAUUCCUUUCAUUACGACUAGGGUGACAAUGAGGAUACUUCAAGCUGAGCUGAUGGUGGUGAAUAUGGCUUACGAAGGACUGUUUUAUAACGCUAUGAAAAGCAGCAAAUUUUUUUCGACCCUCAUUGCAACUUCAUCAACGUCUAACUUGAAGCACACAGAAAAACAACUAUUCUGGGUGUUCUUGGAGCGAGAGCUACGUACUAUUGUGGCUCAUCAUAAGGAACUGCUGAUCAAUGUAUAUCGAAUUCGCAAAUUAGCGAGUUGGUCGUUCCUAGCUGAAGUAUUUGCCAGCGUGUUGAUAGCAUCGAUUGGUGUCUUCAUGUUCAUGCUUGUCAGGGAAGAAAGUCUAGUGCUGGUCGGGAUUUCUUGUUUGGUUAUGUUGGAGAGCUACUAUAACAGUUCGUUGGUAGAAGACCUGGAAGACACGCACCUGGCCACCAAGGAAGCUCUAUAUCAGCUCGAAUGGCCUUCACUGUUACAGUACGAUCGAAUGUACGUUCGAGAAUACAAAUACGUUCGUAGAACGAUACUAAUCGUGAUGAUGAGAUCUCAGCACAGGCUGAAUUUUCACUGUGGCGGUUUGUUCGAAAUGUCUAUGCAGACAUUCUCGGCUACAGUAAAGACAUGCUACACCAUUCUUACGUUUUUGAUGCGAGUUCAAGGAUUUUAG